AGCUUGGAAGAUGUGCUUUGUGUGUGGGUGUGGGCGGGCGUGUGGCCCUUCGCUUUUCACCAGGGGUGACGACAGCAAGGACUUAACCCAGCUUCCUCGUUGAGAGUGACCGACCUCUGUUUUAGUUACUCAGAUGACACUGUUGCAGCUUCAGUUCGGACAGACUAUUUUGAGGACCCUUGCCUGCUCUCCGGAACCCCUUGCUGAGCCAAGUGGUGAAAAUGAAAGAUGAGUGAUUUUGAUGAAUGGAUUUCUGGGAAAUAUAGAAAAAUGGAAGAAGGUCCUCUUCCUCUGUUGACCUGUGCUACUGCUCCUUACUAUGACCAAAAGCCGGGAACUAGUGGAUUACGGAAGAAAACCUAUUGUUUUGAGGCGAAGCCAUGUUAUCUGGAGAAUUUCAUCCAGAGUCUGUUCUUUUCCAUAGACCUUAAAGAUCGCCAGGGAGCCUCACUGGUGGUUGGUGGAGAUGGGCGGUAUUUUAAUAAAUCGGCGAUAGAAACACUAGUGCAGAUGGCGGCUGCCAAUGGGAUUGGUCGCUUGGUCAUUGGGCAGAAUGGAAUCCUCUCUACCCCUGCUGUAUCCUGCAUCAUUAGAAAGAUCAAAGCCAUUGGUGGGAUCAUUUUGACAGCCAGCCACAACCCAGGAGGACCCAAUGGAGAUUUUGGAAUCAAAUUUAAUAUUUCCAAUGGAGGUCCUGCUCCAGAAGCGAUAACUGAUAAAAUCUUCCAAAUCAGCAAGACAAUUGAAGAAUACGCAAUUUGCCCUGACCUGAAAGUAGACCUUGGAGUUCUGGGAAAGCAGCAGUUUGACCUGGAAAACAAGUUCAAACCAUUCACUGUGGAAAUUGUGGAUUCAGUGGAAGCUUAUGCUACAAUGCUGAGGAACAUCUUUGAUUUCAAUGCACUGAAAGAACUGCUUUCUGGUCCAAACCGACUAAAGAUCCGUAUAGAUGCCAUGCAUGGAGUCGUGGGACCGUACGUGAAGAAGAUCCUCUGUGAAGAACUGGGUGCCCCUGCAAACUCAGCAGUUAACUGUGUUCCUCUGGAGGACUUCGGAGGCCACCACCCUGACCCCAACCUCACCUACGCCGCUGACCUGGUGGAGACCAUGAAAACAGGAGAGCACGACUUCGGGGCUGCCUUUGAUGGAGACGGGGAUCGAAACAUGAUUCUGGGCAAGCAUGGGUUCUUUGUGAACCCUUCAGACUCCGUGGCUGUCAUUGCUGCCAACAUCUUCAGCAUUCCGUAUUUCCAGCAAACCGGGGUCCGAGGCUUUGCCCGCAGCAUGCCCACGAGUGGGGCCCUGGACCGGGUGGCUCAUGCUACAAAGAUCGCUUUGUACGAGACCCCAACUGGCUGGAAGUUUUUCGGGAAUUUGAUGGAUGCAAGCAGACUGUCCCUUUGUGGGGAGGAGAGCUUCGGGACUGGUAAGUGCGUGGGCCCCGUGCUACCGUUUCCUUUCCUGUAAACACGACUUGCGGAA
Leptonychotes weddellii (Weddell seal) is the source of this 1482-nucleotide messenger RNA. NCBI's taxonomy places the organism in Eukaryota, Metazoa, Chordata, Mammalia, Carnivora, Phocidae. The record is from RefSeq and is a predicted model, not a curated record.